UGCGAGCGCUGAGCGGCGCGAGGAGAUGCGACAGGGCGCCGCGCCUCCGGCACCAUGCGCCCCCCGCCCGCGCUGGCCCUGGCCGCGCUCUGCCUGCUGGCGCUGCCCGCCGCUGCCGCCGCCGCCUACUUCGGGCUGACCGGGCGGGAGGUCCUGACGCCCUUCCCAGGGCUGGGCACGGCUGUGGCCCCUGCACAGGGUGGGGCCCACCUGAAGCAGUGUGACCUGCUGAAGCUGUCCCGGCGGCAGAAGCAGCUCUGCCGGAGGGAGCCCGGCCUGGCCGAGACCCUGCAGGACGCUGCCCACCUCAGCCUGCUCGAGUGCCAAUUCCAGUUUCGACACGAGCGCUGGAACUGCAGCCUGGAGGGGAGGACUGGCCUGCUCAAGAGAGGUUUCAAGGAGACAGCCUUCCUGUACGCAGUGUCCUCGGCCGCCCUCACCCACACUCUGGCCCGGGCCUGCAGCGCCGGCCGCAUGGAGCGCUGCACCUGUGACGACUCUCCGGGCCUGGAGAGCCGGCAGGCCUGGCAGUGGGGCGUGUGCGGCGACAACCUCAAGUACAGCACCAAGUUCCUGAGCAACUUCCUGGGGCCCAAGAGAGGAAGCAAAGACCUGAGGGCUCGGGCGGAUGCUCACAACACCCAUGUGGGCAUCAAGGCAGUGAAGAGUGGCCUCAGGACCACGUGUAAGUGCCACGGCGUGUCGGGCUCCUGCGCCGUGCGCACCUGCUGGAAGCAGCUCUCCCCCUUCCGAGAGACGGGUCAGGCGCUCAAGCUGCGCUAUGACUCAGCCGUCAAGGUGUCCAGCGCCACCAACGAGGCCUUGGGCCGCCUGGAGCUGUGGGCCCCUGCCCGGCCCGGCAGCCCCACCAAGGGCCUGGCCCCGCGGUCUGGGGACCUGGUCUACAUGGAAGACUCGCCCAGUUUCUGCCGGCCCAGCAAGUACUCGCCCGGCACGGCGGGCAGGGCGUGCUCUCGGGAGGCCAGCUGCAGCAGCCUGUGCUGCGGGCGGGGCUACGACACCCAGAGCCGCCUGGUGGCCUUCUCCUGCCACUGCCAGGUGCAGUGGUGCUGUUACGUGGAGUGCCAGCAAUGCGUGCAGGAGGAGCUCCUGUACACCUGCAAGCACUAG
Odobenus rosmarus divergens (Pacific walrus) is the source of this 1131-nucleotide messenger RNA. RefSeq names its product wingless-type MMTV integration site family, member 9B (gene WNT9B). Gene Ontology annotation, cellular component: extracellular region. The record is from RefSeq and is a predicted model, not a curated record. Gene Ontology annotation, biological process: canonical Wnt signaling pathway; multicellular organism development; neuron differentiation. The transcript is spliced from 4 exons. Bases 55 to 1131 code for a protein of 358 amino acids. Gene Ontology annotation, molecular function: cytokine activity; frizzled binding. Lineage: Eukaryota; Metazoa; Chordata; Mammalia; Carnivora; Odobenidae.